Molecule: messenger RNA, 9476 nt
Organism: Varroa destructor (honeybee mite)
Lineage: Eukaryota; Metazoa; Arthropoda; Arachnida; Mesostigmata; Varroidae
Biological process (GO): positive regulation of hippo signaling
Cellular component (GO): cytoplasmic side of apical plasma membrane
Source: RefSeq, a predicted model, not a curated record
AUUUCAGAGUGUCUAGUGGUUCUUUGAGGUUUGCUUCUGCGUGUGUUUCCGUCGGUUGGUCCAUUGGCCAAUAUGGCGUCGAUCUAUGGCUGUAUGCGUGUGGAAAUCAAGCUUUCAUCUUGGUUGCACGCAGACGACAAAAAGUUGGGCGCCUCACCGUUUCGCUGCUGCUGCUGCUGUCGCUCUCUCCGCUUGAGCACCGCGGGGUAGCCGAGCCCGGGAGGGGAAGGAGCGAGGGGACGCCCUUGCCCACUCAGCGAUCGAAACCUCCACUAACAUUACUGCCACAAAGCACCACUAGCACCACCAUCGCCAUCAUCAUCAUCAUCAUCAUCAUCGCAAUCAUCGGAAAGAUCCUGAGUUUAUGUGUAUGUGCGUAUGUGCAACCCACCCUUGUAUGUGUGUAAAGUCGUGUUUGUCCUGUGUGUAUGUCUUGCGGUCUACACUCUGCCAGGCUCUGCUACACGCCUGACGCCCAUAUCCCGCCGGUUUAGCAUGUGCGUCUCGCGUCGGUUGUAUUCGAUGUUGCUGCUGUUGUGCCUUGGCUGGAUGUGUGCGCCACCUGUGAGUGAGUUCUUUAUGUGGGUUUUGGGUGUGAGUGCGCCUGACUGCUGUCGUCCCACAGCCGCCUGUAAUGAGAGUUCUAUGACCGUGUACGCUGAGCGUUGAGUCUGAUGUGUAAGUGUGCAUGCCGUGGGCGCCUACGAAUAGCAAGCGCUUAUAUGAGAAGCUGUACGGCCAGUAAGUAACGUUCGCCGCCAUCAGCCUGCCUGUUAGCACUCACUGACAACAGCACUGACUGUCUGUCCUUUGUUGAGUACUGCUGCUGCUGCUGCUGCUGCUGCUGCUGUUGCUGCCGCUGCUGUGUAAUGGUGCUGCGGGUUUUGUUGCGUGCCGCUGUGUUCCUGAACAUCAACCCCAGGCGGCGCUAUGCGCCUGCGCGAAACCAAGCUGCUACCGCCGCUGCUGACGCUGCUGCUGCUGCAUCUCUCGCCGAGUUAUAUUCCCUUUCCCGCGCGAGUUGGGCACCCGACGUCAGUUGAUCGAAAGGCGAGCCCGGCGACGGACGUGCUCGUGGUCGCCGUAACAACAGAAGCGCGAAAGCGAGCCUUUGUGCUGUUGUGUCUGGUACACCGCCACAGCUAUACCACGAGAGGCACACAUCAACGAUCGGGUCGCUUGCUGCCGUCGCCGAACAUUGCGGAGUAGAGCCCACCGAAGCCCCAUCAGCAGGAGCGGAUGUUUACACCCAGCGGCGCCAUCUUGACUACUCGUGUGUCGUCUGCUACCAGAGGCAAACAAAGCACAUCAAGACUAGUUGUAAUAGUAGCAGUAGCAGAAGUAGCACUAGGAGUAAUAGCGGAGCACUUACAUGACGGUUGGAGAGCGAGCGAACGAAAAUAGCAGCAGCUGUGACAGCACGCCAACCCUCAGCUACUCGCAUGACCCAACAACAUCGACGACAGCAGCAGCAGCGGCAACAACAACAACAACAAUUACUGUUCAUAUACUAUGUGGCAUAGAUAUAUAGAAGUGUACAUCUAUAUAGAUAUACAUACAUCUAUCGUUGAAUUACAUGAACAACAACAACAGCAACAGCAGCAGACAGGUAGAGAAGACUUGUGUUAUUGAGUGUUGCAUGAUAAAGGAAGGCUGCGUCCAACAAAGAACCUGGUUAUCUGUUGUUUGGAACACUAUUAUCAUUUGUUGGUUGCUUGAUUGACUGACUAUUUGAAUAUUAUCAAGUGAAGGCGAUAUUGAAAUGUAAGGACAAGCCAUGACAGCGCUUUGCAGCUCGAUUUGCUGAAAUUUACCUUGUGUUUGUGUAUGAGCAGAAAGGACCUGUAGUACACUCAAAACUGAACACUCGGCUUUUGUGAAACAACCAGUUCUAAACUUGAAAGCGGUUAGAAUUUGCCGAUUGUUCGACCUAUCGUUGAAACGGCAAUUGACUAGGGCCGUUGAAAGAUUGGUGUAUUGUUUAUUUCUGCUUUUCUUGAAACUUUCACACUGCAGAAAAGUAGAUUCGGGGUGAAGCACUGGCGUCCAUCGUAAAGCCGAUUCAUUUGGGGUGAGUGUCAGUGUCUUAUCCAAAUCAGAAACAGGAGUUGCUGUAAUGGUACUGGCUGUUGCUUUGACGAUCAGUUUCGUCUCUACGCCGGGCGCUGUUAACAGAUCCUGCACGGUUGUUCAAAGUUGUCCACAGCCGUGGUUAUAACCCACCUGCUACAGUCAUUAUUUUGAUUAUUAUUUCAUAGCCAUCAAAUUUGUUCGAUUUGUGGUUCAGUAAUUGCAAAGUUCCGAUUGAAAUCAUUGCCGCUGAAAUUGAACCACUCGCGCCGUGCUAUCAGGCAACGGACGGACGAGCGGGUGGCCAGUUGGUCGAUCAGGGUGGUCAAAAGCUAGUGCAGCUGGCGCGGGUGGACAGAGCUGCUGGAGAAUGGUGUUUUGUGUCUGCCGGGCGGGCGAGCAUGGCCGGAGCGAUCCCCAGUGACGCCGAGGAGUCCGACCCACAAGCUGAUCAAGUUUGUUCCAGUUCAUCUACGGUCCACCCGUCGGCUGCAGCUGCAGCAGCGGCGGCGCCAGCAGCUGUAGCAGCGUCUGCAGGUGGCUCAAUCAACUUUGACGUACAGCCUGUUGUUCUGGUAAGCCGGCUCACUACCGACGAACUCUGUCGGUUUGCAUGCAAGAUCAACAAUAACAGCAGCUGCUGCAGUAGCUUGAAAGAGGCGAAGCGAAGUCAAAACCGUCGGCGCCAAAGGGAAAAUCGUUGCCAUAACAAAAACAGGACCGAACGCAAGGCGAAAAAAAGCGCUCUAUCGCUUCCAGCAGCAGCAGCAGCAGCAGCCACAGCUGCAACUGUAAACAAAACUCCCACUAGCGAUAAUAAAAGCAGCAUUAAUAAUAAACGGAGCGCAUCUGGCAGUCGGCGUUCAGCAGGAAUCGGCAAACGUGAGCGCCGGCGUCGACGGAACGUUGCCAAUAUCAACGGCGGCGUUGGAUCGGGCAUUGAUCCCGUUGUCAUCAAGUUCAUCAAGGAAAACUCGAAUUCGAGUGACGGCUUCAGUGAAUGGAGCGUCCGAGAUGAUACUGUAAGUAGCAGUUCGUCGAGUAUGAGCAAUCACAGCCGCUACAGUUACAGUUCAUUGGCGACGAGCGAAAGUCGACUUUCACCAGCAGCAAGUUCGAGUGGCCGUAGCAGCGAUAGCCGACAUACGAGCUUGGAGACCGAUACGGAGCCAUACGCGUCCGAGGAAGACGACCGCGCUACCGUUAAAUACCCUCCACCCGUGCAGUGGCGAGACGCUGAACAGCAAUCGAAGCAAGAGAGGCAAGACGAGGAGACGACGUGCCAGAGCGAAGUAGCUAAGGAGGUAGAAAGAGACGAACCCCAGCAGCACAUAGAAGACGACCAAAGUAAAGCGACGGGAGAGGCUGAGACCCAAGUCUCUACCCCGCCGAGGACAAGCACCUUCACUCAUAAGGAGCAACAACUAUCGAGAAAGGAAAGGACCGGCUCCUUUGUGCCUCAGGAAAAGGUCGAGGAGACAGGUAGCCUAAGUAAAAAGGAGACCACUGUUCCCGGAGCAAAAGCAGCUGUUGCUGCCACCGAUUCCGCCAGAAGUAGCAGUAACACCAUAAAGAUUACUGCGGGUUCUGGGAGUGUCAAUCUGGCCGGCAAACUGGGAAGCGACGGUAGAAAAGAGGCGGCCGGCGACCCCUCUCUGAAGCCCGCUAAAGAUUCGCCGAAGGUCGUUACGAACGACGUGAAGAUUGAAAAGACCGAUAGCUCCCGGGUCGGUUACGGGUCUUCGCCGGCGCUGGACUGCAAAGACGAGCCGGACGUGAAACGACUUAAGAUGGCGGAGGGCGAGGAGAUUGAUAGUCGGACAAAAGAGGACGCCACGAAGGUUUUACGAAUUGACAAAGUCGAGAAAACCGAACUCAAGGAGGAAAUAAAGGAGGCAGAAGAUAGGACGCAAAAAAACAACAAGGUCAAACUCGAGGAGAAAAUGAUGGUAGAAACAAAGACUGAGGGCGAGGUAACUUUGAUCGGAGACGAUCUUCACGAUAACGAAGCUCAGCCGCUUGACCAGGAUAGCCUUGAUCAGGUGGUCAACGCCGAUGAGGAUGGUGUGAUGAUGGAGGAAGGCGAAGCCAUUGUUCCCUGUAUUGAUGAGGAACCAGCCGUCCGUUGUGGGAAGCGCGCCGAACUCGAACUCGAUCUGUAUGCCAGUUUAGCAACGAUAGAGUUGAUGUCAGGCGCACAUGAGGCGGAGGCUGAACUUGUUAAGACGUACACUGAGGAGAAACACAUUGACAAGCUUGUCAAUGAUAUUUUGGAUCGUCAGGUGUCCGAUGAGGCACGAAAACUAACAGUAGCGUGCUUAGAGGCUAAGGCGGAAACGGUUACCUGUAUUUUCCGCUUAUUGCGCGAGGUCUCUCUCGCAAUGCAGCCCAGCAGUAAUGGCGAUGUACUCACAAAAAUCAUUAAACUCGAGAAUAUUCUCCGAGAGCUAGUCAAACAUUAUCGUAUCGAGAAAGAUCCUAUAGAGGUCUCCGAUAUGCCUUGCCUGACAGGGCAACGAAAGACUGCUGAUGAUAUUGCAAAACUUGAGCACACUCCUAAACAACAGGAAUACCUCGGACUACGUAUUGAACCUCCUAUGCCACCAAAUACUGGCCUAGCACCGGUCCCCGCCCCGGCGCCAUUUAAAGACCUCCAAAAUAUGGUUCAACACAGCAGCGGGCAAGCCGGCGGUAUGCAGAUAGCACGACAAGCGCCGCCACAUCACGGCCUGCUACCAGGUGGACACCACCAGCAGCAGCUUAUUGUCGCUGGCGGAAAUCCCAGCGCUGUCGCGCCAUCAGCAGCAGACCACGCCCUCCUGAGACAGAGUCUGGGUCAGAGUCUGGGCGCCCAGUUGAGUCAGCGACCAGCCUUUCGUGUCCCUCCGCCGACUGAGCAGCAACUACUGCAAGCGGCGCAGAUGCGCAACUUUGUGCCACGACCUCGGCCGAUUAACUCAACUAAGUACCAACCCUAUCCGUCUGCCAGCCCGCAGCAAAUAGGACGAAUGGGGCCCCAUCAUCCUAAUCAGCCGCAGCAACAGGCGCACGCACAACUACAGCAAGCCCACCACCAUCAGCAGCAACAGCUGCAGCUGCAGCAACAGCAGCAGCAGCGACUCGCUAUACAACAACAACAACAACAACAGCAGCAACAAUUCCACGCGCAGCAGCUCGCGAGACAAAACCAGCUGCGGCUCCAGCAACAGCAACAGCAGCAACAACACCUACAGCAGCAGCAGCAACGGUUGGCACAGCUUCAAGCACAGCAACAAGCACAACAACGACAGUUCGUUCUCGCUCAACAGCAGCAGCAGCAGCAGCAACAACAGUUGCAUCAUCAGCAACAACAGCAGCAGCGGGUGGGGCCAUCUGCUGCCUCCACUGCUUCGGUCGGCCCGCAGCAAAUGAUGCAGCAUCUCGCCAGCAUGGCACAGAAAGCCCGCACGGCUUCCGCCUCAUCUAACUCUGCAACAACUACCUCUACUAAACCUUCGCACGCCGUCGGUAGUAGCAGCACAAUGGCACGGUCGACGCCCACCGGGCGUCUACCGGCUAGCAUUGCUGCUAAUAUGGGCGGCAGCAGCAGCAGCAGCAGCAGUUCUGUCGCUAGUGGAUCCUCAGAAAGGGUCGGUGGAGGCGGCCUGACUAUUGGUGACUACAAGAAGAAUAGCAGCAGCAGUAACAAUCAUCACAGCCACAACAACAACAACAACAACAACAACAACAACAACAACAAUCUUCAUCAGAGUAUCUCGAAGAACAACCUUGUGUCUUCGUCGUUGCAGAUCACAGCAGUAUCGUCGCCAGCCAGCGCAAAGGCACCGCCCGCUUCGUCGCCGAAACCCGCCGCGACGCCAAUCAGCCUUCCGGCCGGCCUAUCUAUUACACCGCUGGCUCCUCCGAAAAAGCCCGACAUUCAGCUGCCAAAAGAUAUCGAGAUGAUUCCUAUUCAGCAGAAGGACGCAGCAGCGGCGUUGCCUAAACUGCCACCUGGCAUUACUCUCACUUCAGUGCCCGGUCAACAGACAUCGUCGUCGUCCUCUUCGCCCUCAUCCUCAGGCUCUUCACAACAACAGCAGCAACAGCAGCAGCAGCAACAUGCUAAGGUAGCGCUUGCCUCCUCGGUGGCGUCCGCGUCACCACAGCAAACUGUUACGGUAGCGCAACAGCUCCAGUUGAGGCAGCAACAGCAGCACCAGGGCUCAGGAGUCGCCGUACAGCAGGUGUCUAUUCAGCAUCAGCCGCAGAGACAGCAACAACAGCAGCAGCAGCUGUCAGUUUCUGGUGGAGGUGCAGCCGUUGUCCAUAAGAUGAUGAUGCAGCAAGUGCCGACUGGACGAGGUGUCGCCGGAGUCCAACAGCAACAGGUAGUCGAUCAACGGCAGCAGUUGGCACUUCAACAACAGCAGCAACUGCUGCGUCAUCAGCAAUUGCAACAGCAGCAGCAACAGCUACAGCAGCAGCAGCAGCAGCAGCAGCAGCAACAGCAACGGCAAUUGGCAUUGCAGCAGCAACAGCAACAGCAGUGGCGGAUACAGCAACAGGCUCAACAGCAACGAAUACAGCAGAUCAUGCAGCAGCGCCAACAGGCUGCGCAGCAACAACAGCUUCAGUCGGCGGCAGCUGUCGUUGCUGCCGCCGCCGCUGCCGCUGGCGGCCAACAACCGCAGCAACAACAACAACAGCAGCAGCAGCAACAACACUUCUACCGGAUUAACAACGCUACACAACAAGCUGCUCAGCAACAACACGCCGCUGCCCAGCAACGGUGGCAACAAGCGCAGCAAGCACAACAACAGCAACAAAGACAGUUUUAUCAGUGAGGUUGGAUGAGAGAAGCAUUCGCACAAUAUUGUGUGAACAGGAAAGGGUAAUUGACGUACUUAUAGAGUAUUUUAGUAUGUGACAUAGUACAUGUACAGCGAAAAGGAGAUAGGCGGAAAAAAUCGACACAUAAUAACUUGAACUAGAUGCACGAACAGCAAAAAUGAACAGGAAAGAGAAUAAACAGAAGACCCUUGUUUACAGUGGUUCGAGAAAAAUAUAUGUAAAAAUGUGAAACGUUUUGUGGAAGGGUGUUGUUCCGCGACGUGGCUCUGCUUAGCCACCACGGGACGCUGCAGGUGCGGUAAACUGAUGAUGUUGGCUGGGAGAAGUCUUCUAGGAGAAGAUUCCGCAUUGGUCUUCCGGCAAAUGUCUGCUGUAAAAUAUGUGCAAAUGGGACUCCAAUCCCGUAUCUGCCUGCACUAAAGGGUUUUUCCGAUUUUUUUCUUCUGCCGGAAGGAGGCAGGGCGGUCGCAAUAUCAACGGAAAACAGAGAACAGCCGUCACCAACAGUAGAUAAUCGUCUAAGCCAUGAUGAACGUAUACGCAAGUCACGUAUGGCAAGCAGUAAGACCUUCGAUGUCGAUAAUAAGAACAAUCAUAAGACCGGCUCAAAAUAGUCGUGCUUACGCCCGUAAAGUGUGAUACAGUGAGUGAGAUAGUAGGAGUACGAUGUAGCGAAGAACAAACGGGUCACGUUCACAUGCGUUGCCAUGCGCAGUGUUGAAACUAAGGGCCGAUUUUUGUCAACAAUCAUGAUAUGGAACGGACUCAAGUUGUCACGCAAGCUAUUACACGUCUGUACGCAUUGUACAACGAACGGAUCCCACAAAUUGUAAAAACUUCUAGGUACAUAAAUAACGAUGAAGGAAAAUGAUGAACUGACUGACUGGGUGAAUUCGUACCGGACAGGUGUAGAGAUAAGGCUCGUAUGAGUCGUUAUAGCUAAAGGAAGUGGGAACUGGUAUACAGAUUACUACUCAUGAAUACACAAUGAGACAGAAUUAACAUGAUGGAUGCCGUGAUCUACAGACGCCGUACUGAAAAUAAUGUUAUCACCCGCGGCGGUGAGACGAUAGACUAACCAUUGCAACGAGUCGAACAGGCUAAACGGUGCACAAAAGCUGAAUGAAUAACAGAGUAUGUAGAUAGUUACGCUUGUAAAGGUUGGGCGUGUGUUUGAGCAAAACUAAAUGUAUGUAUGUACCUAGGGGUUUCUGUGUGGGCGUGUGAAUGUGUGCGUGCGUGUAUGUUUUUAUGAGGGUAUGUUGUAUGCAUUUCGGCAAAAGAAAAAAUAUAGGACGAAGAGAAACGAGGAUAUGAGUUUCAAAUGUGAUGAUUGCGCUUCGAUAACAUCGUUUUCGUAUUUCGCUUUGCCUUAAUGAUUGAUGAACUCCGGAUGGUUGAAAUAAUUCCUGGGCAGACAUAAAUAUCUGACAAAAGAAACAGUGGGUAAGCAGGUGUGCGUAUAUAUGGGUUAAGGAGCGAUGUCGACGAAGGGCGCCAACGAUAAUAAUGAUAAUAAUAAUAUUAAGUUUGAGGAAGUGUAAGUCAGUACAGCCGAAAAGGGAACUGCUCGUACAACGGAAUACGUUUGUUUUGCCGACUUCUGUGCAGUAGAGCAACAUUGCCAAGCCUUGAAACCCCAAGAAAUUUUGUGACCCAUCAUUUGGGUUCUGCUUAUUUUAAUGGCCAUAUUCGAAUAGCGAUGGCAAUAAUGUAAUUGAUAUGCUUACACAAUAGCUGCUUAUAUAAUGUGGCAAUACAUCCGACCUAAAUUAACACGAAUUAAUAGAUUAUGCUCAAUUUUUUUCUCUGCUAGUUUUCAAACGGCGAUCUCCUAUUUUCUUGAUUUUGUGAUGUUUUGUUCAUUCAUUCAUUGAGAUACUGCAUUUUGUUCCAUGAAAAAAUCAUUUAUCUGGAUAUUUCAUCAUUUGCCUGGAUGAAUGAAUGAAUGAAUGAAUGGCUCUAAUCUUGAGGUUGAAAUAUUUGCCAAUAGGCCUGGUAUUGAUGUUGUGGGAUCUGCGGAAAUUAUAAAUAAUUUCUUGUCUUAGUAUGCAGCAAACACUGUAUAUGUGCCGUCUGUCUCCGUAAAUAGCAGCGCCUUUAAAAAAAGAGUUCAACAAUUUUGCGGCAAGUGCAAGCAAUCCGUAAUUCCCUGUGAGUGCAACAGAAUAGCCUUAACUGAAUUUAGUUUUGUGUGAUUAAUUAUUGAUAGCAAAGUGCCCAAAUAGAAGCUUACGAUAAGGAGACACUGAGCACGAGUAUCUUCUGAAAUAAAUCGGUUUAGGGUGUCCGGUCCCAGUGGCUUUAAUAGCAGUAUAUAGUAGAGAUCAAGCUAGUAGUAAUGGAUUGAGUUGGCCAAAUUAAAGAAAUACUAAGUAAACGCAGGCGAAGGUUGGCGACAAGUAUCAAAAUGUUAAUUUAGCCUUAGUGCUUGACUUUUUUUUUUAUUAACAGUAAUCUAGCUUCACUAUAAUUAAUGUUGCUCUACGAUAAUUAUCCUUUGUAGAAUAAACUACUUCUGUAUAUUUCUGUAAAUAAAGCUAUAUUUAUUGUGGAUACACAAUGAAGAUUUA